Molecule: messenger RNA, 1700 nt
Organism: Fomitopsis serialis
Lineage: Eukaryota; Fungi; Basidiomycota; Agaricomycetes; Polyporales; Fomitopsidaceae
Product: major facilitator superfamily domain-containing protein
Exons: 9
Coding region: 150-1523 (457 amino acids)
Biological process (GO): transmembrane transport
Cellular component (GO): fungal-type vacuole membrane
Molecular function (GO): transmembrane transporter activity
Source: RefSeq, a predicted model, not a curated record
UCGGAACGUCAUGUAGGGGUGAGUCAGCUCCUACUGGAACACCAGAUAUUCCGCAGACCGUCCCAGCAGCAGCAAUAAGAAGUGGAUCGGCGACUUCGCCCAGGCUACUUAGCUCCCACUGCUAGUACUUGCGACUAACAUCCUCACAAAUGACCCAACUCGACCGUUCAGAAUGCCCGAUCGAACUGACUUCGGUUAUACUGGAGAGUGGAUGCGGCUCGGAGGAGACAGCGAGUGAUCGACAGCACCUCCGAGAGUCCAGCACGUGUAUGGGGACCAUCACAAGCCAUGCCGAAGAGACCGCCAACGUCCAGGAACUGCCCGCUAUUGAUGGAGGCUGGAGGGCCUGGCGUUUCGUCGCCUCUGCCUUCAUGGUGGAGGUGAUGAUCUGGGGCUAUGAAUUCAGUUACGGCAUCUUCCAAGAGUUCUCUACAGUUAGUAUCGCCGCGGUCGGAACAAGCGCAAUAGCCAUCCAGUACGGAGAGACAUUGUUACUGUCGUUGUUCUUCGAACGAUAUCCCGAUCUACUAAAACGAAGCGUCUGGGUGGCACUGGGGGUUGCAACUCUCUGUCUGUUACUGGCGAGCUUCGUUAGCCAGAUAUCGCACCUCAUCAUGUUACAAGGCGUGAUCUUCGGCAUCGCCGGAGGCUUCCUAUACUAUCCCAUCCUCGUCCUGCUACCGCAAUGGUUUCACCGAAGGCGCGGUCUCGCAACUGGCAUCAUAUUUUCUGGGUCCGGCUUUGGGGGGUUCGCGUUUCCAUUCCUCUUUCAGGCGCUCCUCGAGCGAUAUGGUUUCCGCUGGACGCUCCGGAUUUGGGCGCUCGUGACAUUGUUUGGGAUGCAGCCCCGACUGCCGGUGCCGAAGUUCCCGAGGGGACAGAGACCGCGCUUCAUUCCUCCACAGAUGCACUUCCUCAAGUCCACACUAUUUUGGCUCCUCAGCAUCUGUACGAUCAUGCACGCGAUGUCCUUCUAUUCAGUGUCCCUCUACAUAGCCACGUUCACGAAGGUCAUCUCGACACCCCUGUCGGCCUCGAUAGUCCUCGCCAUCUUCAACUCCUCCGGCACCGUAUGCCAGGUCGUCAUGGGACAUCUUUGUGACAGGUUCUCCUACGCAUGGAUGAUGGCAGGCAGCACGCUCGUCAGCGGACUUGCAGUGUUCCUCCUGUGGGGUUUCGCGCGGGAACUGACAUUAAUAUUCCUCUUCGUCAUCAUAUAUGGUGGUUUUAUGGGAGGCUACAACGCACUGGGACCGGCGUCCGCGAGCGACUGUGCAGGCAACAAGCCAGAGCAGUCGAGUAUCAUCUGGGCAUGCAUCUUCUUCAUCCGGGGCAUCGCCGUCGUGGCUGGACCCCUCGUCUCCGGUGUCCUCUACGGCGUCGGGGAAACGACCGAAAGCGCUGGCUCCAUGUACGGGGGCUACGGGUUCAAGGCUCUGGAAGUCUUCGUCGGGACGUGCACGGUGGCCGCCAGCCUCGGCAGCGUCAUGAUGGCUAUCACAAGGCGCAAGGUCCAGGAGUGACCGGGCUCGGAAGGUGGUCGGCCGCACUGCAGUCGCGCGAGUUUGCGUUCGUUCGGGAGUCAGCGCAACCGCUACGCUGAUGUGUUAGCGACAUACAGUGCGUGCGGGCACUCACCGACGAGCGCAGGCGUGCGUCACAUAGAUUUCAUACACUGUCGGGCAUCUCGGGGUCGUUAG